ACUGUGAAACUUGAGUCGGGAUGAAGACUGUGCGCUGGAUCCGGCUGCCAGUGCAGAUGCUGUUCGUCAGAGAGGGAGAGAGAGGAGGUGCAUGAUGGAUCCCGUCCCACUGCUGCUCAUCAUAGUCACGUCUGUGCCGCUGUGCUCGGCCGUCUACACCGGGCCCCUCCAGCCGGAGAUCUCCAACGGCACUUUCCAUCACUUCUUUGUCCCUGACGGGGAUUAUGACGCCACUGAAGACCCGGAGGAUUGCCAGAUGCUGUUUAAAUUCUCGGAUGUGUAUCCAUGUGGGGCAUCCGAGGAGAGGGACUCCGUGGUGAGGGACGACUUCAUCAUCACCAAGCUGCAGGCGGAGGACGCGGCGCGCCUGCUGGAGGGCAUCGGCCGCACCGUUACGCACGACCUGGACGGAGAGGACAGCUACGGGAAGCUCCUCCGGCGGGAGAUCUCACAGAUCGGAGAGGCUUUUUCGGGCGUGGGCAAAUCUCUGCUGGAGCUGGAAGUGAAGUUCAAACAAAGUCAAGAGACUGAGCUGAGAGAGGAGCAACAGCUGAACGGCCAUGUGAUGAAGCAAGUGGGGGACGUCCGGGGAACUCUGAGGGAAACUACGGGCAUCUCUCAGGGACUGAAAGAUAAACAAGAGCUGCUGUCUCUCAUCAUUCGCAGCCAUGGCACCAGACUGAGCCGCCUGAAGACAGAGUAUCUAAAUGUUGGCUCAUAGUGGGCUAUUGAAAGUGUGUGUGAGAGUGGGACCCUCCAGUUCAACAAACAGCUGGAAAGUUAAUUGUGGUUUAUGAAUAUCCUUCCUUGAAUAUGUCUGACCUUUUCGGCUAUCCCCAUUCCUUGGACAUGUGUCAUUAAAGGGAGCUCUAACACACACAUCCAGACAUUCCUCUGAGUCAGGAGGGGAAAAGGAAAUGUGAACAUUAAUUAUGUUUGUGUGGAGCCCUUUGUGCCACCUCUGAGGAAGAGUUUUAAGAGAGUGUGAAAAUAAAAGCUUUCAGCCUCUGUAUCAAUAUUAUGGCUAUAUCUUUUUUAAAUAAUGUUUUUACAAUUGUAGGUAAUUACUGAUCAAAUGUUAUUAUUCAUCACACAUCUUACUAUUACUUUUAAGCAACAUGUUUCAGUGUCUUUAACAAUUAAAAAUGUUGACGUCAAAACGUUUUUCAUGUCAUAUUCACAUGUUUGCUACUGGAUAUUUUACUAGUUUGUCCUGAGACACACACACUGCCAUACAGUGGUGUAUUUUACAAACCAUCGCUCUUCUUUGAAGCUUGAGGUUUACAUAAAGAGUUAAAAAACCUUUUGAAAUCUGAACUUUUGACUUUCGGCAGUUGUGUCUUUACGUCACCAUGUUUUGAUGUUGGCACUAUGAGUGGCAGACUCAACCGUCCUCUCAAGUGGCCCUGGUUAAUUGGCGUCUGAAGUCUGUUAUUGCCUCCCACUUCCAUCUGGAAGUCAUCUACUCAAGUAUGAAGAAUGUUUGUCCAAAAGUGGCCACUGUUGUCAUUAUCUUUGUCUUUCAUGAUCUAUAAAAUUUGUGGUUUAUAUGAAAAGUGUGGUUUGGGAUGAUGUAAUUUUACUAAAAUAGACUUAUAAAUGAUAUACAGCUUGUUUAAAUCUCUAAGAAAUAUAUCCUCUCUUGCUCUCCUGCUGUGUCAACAUACAACAUCUUAUUUCAGCCCCUUGUU
Messenger RNA from Anoplopoma fimbria (sablefish), 1691 nucleotides. It is a transcript of the gene fibina, whose product is annotated as fin bud initiation factor a. The transcript has a single exon. The record is from RefSeq and is a predicted model, not a curated record. Lineage: Eukaryota; Metazoa; Chordata; Actinopteri; Perciformes; Anoplopomatidae. Bases 92 to 721 code for a protein of 209 amino acids.